GGCGGCGGCGGCGGCGGCGGUGGCUUUAGAGGGGGGGGACGCCGCGGCCGUGCGAGGGCGGCGGCGGCGGCCGCCGGUCCCGGUGCGGUGCCGGUCCCGGUCCCGGUCCCCGCGGGCCAUGCGGCGGCCGUAGCCAUGCAGCGCGACGGGGAUGCGGCGGCGGCCGCCGCGGCCUCGUACCGGGUGCUCAGCCGGCUGCUGGGCUAUGGCACCGGGCCGGAGGCGGGCGCGGCGGGCGGCGCCGGUGCCGGUGCCGGUGCGGCGGGGCCCGGCGGCGGCGGGGGGCGGCUGUCGGGGGCCGGGCCGGCGCUGCGCAGCCCGCGGCCGCAGCUGAUGGUUUUCCGCAACGCGGCGGCCGAGGGCCGGCCCGGCGAGGACUGCGGCCCGGCAGCGGCAGCGGCGGCGGCGGCGGCGGCGGCGGCGGGCGGGGGGGUCCCGGGGGGCGGCGGGGCCGAGCUGUGCCCGCGGCACCGGUGCGCUCUGGAGCCCAAAGCGGCGGCGGGCUGGGGAGCGGCGGCGCAGAGCGGGCUGGAGCUGCAGCUGGCGGCGCUGGGGCUGCGCCCGCCGGGGCUGGCGGGGAAGGGGGCGGCGGGCGCGGGGGGCACCCCCUGCCCGUGCCUGGGGCCGCCCGCCGGGGAGGAAACCAGCGAUGCGCUGCUGGUGCUCGAGGCGCUGGAGCCCGAUGAAGGCGGCAGCGGCUCCGAGGACGAGCCGGGGUCCCCCGGGCGCGGGGCCGCCCGCGCCGGCGGCAGAGCGGCAGCCCCCGGGCCAUCGCCGCCGCCCGCGGGCACCGGCACCGGCGGCAGGAAGGGCUCGCUCCGCAUCCGCCUCAGCCGCCUCUUCCGCACCAAGAGCUGCAGCGGCGGCUCCGCCACCGGGGACGCCGCCAGCGCCGCCGCCUCGGCCGGGAGCCUGACGGAUGUGAGCGGGGCCCGCGGCCGGGAGCAGGAGCCGGGCAGGAAACACAGACUGACCAGAACACAAAGUGCCUUUUCCCCGGUUGUGUUCAGCCCCCUCUUCACAGGUGAGACGGUGUCACUGGUGGAUGUGGACAUUUCCCAGCGAGGACUCAGCUCCCCUCACCCGCCCACGCCGCCGCCGCCGCCGCGCCGCAGCCUCAGCCUGCUCGAUGAUAUCAGUGGGACGCUGCCUCCGGCUGUGCUUGUGGGUCCGAUGGGCUCUUCCCUGCAAUCCUUCCCUCUGCCUCCUCCUCCUCCGCCCCACGCCCCAGACGCCUUUCCCCGGAUCGUGCCCCUGCGGCCCCCGGAGGCCCCGGGCCAGCCGCCCCCUCCCCACCUGCAGUGUCCCCUGGCCCGGCCCGACCCCAGCAGCUUCGCCGCCAGCCUCCGGGAGCUGGAGAAGUGCGGCUGGUACUGGGGCCCCAUGAACUGGGAGGACGCGGAGAUGAAGCUGAAGGGAAAACCCGACGGAUCCUUCCUGGUGCGCGACAGCUCCGACCCGCGCUACAUCCUGAGCCUGAGCUUCCGCUCGCAGGGCAUCACCCACCACACCCGCAUGGAGCACUACCGAGGGACCUUCAGCCUGUGGUGCCACCCCAAGUUCGAGGAUCGCUGCCAGUCCGUGGUGGAGUUCAUCAAGCGGGCGAUCAUGCAUUCCAAGAACGGCAAAUUCCUCUACUUCCUGCGCUCCCGCGUGCCAGGUCUCCCUCCGACGCCCGUCCAGCUCCUGUAUCCCGUCUCCAGGUUCAGCAACGUCAAAUCCCUGCAGCACCUUUGCCGCUUCCGCAUCCGGCAGCUGGUCCGGAUCGACCACAUUCCCGAGCUCCCGCUGCCCAAGCCCCUGAUCUCCUACAUCCGCAAGUUCUACUACUACGACCCGCAGGAGGAGCAGUACCUGUCCCUCAAGGAGGCCCAGCUCAUCUCCCGACACAGGCAGGAGCCGGAAUCCUCCACGUAGCGGAGCCGCCCCGGCACUGACGGAAUUUGGUUGUUGCCCUCCUGCCGUGCUGGGGAGGAGGCCGAGCUCCUGCUGCUGCUGCUCCUGCUCUUUUCCCUGGAGGAGAGGGCCCAGCAUUCCCGGGAAACCCAGCAUUCCCAGGAAACCCAGCAGAGCAGGAUCCGGAGCCCCGGCUCCCGGGAAAAGGAAUCCUGGGGGAACCGAGCCCGGCCCCGCGGGAUCCUCGCGGAACAAAGAAUGUCACGGCACUAUUCCCGACUUUUCCUGGAAGUUUUACGUUUGGAUGUCUCUGGAUUUUUGGGAUUUUUUUUUUUUGAUUUUUGAUUUUUCCCUGAUUUUCAGCAUGAGGAAAAAAACUGAUCCCGCUGGAUUUUCUGAUCCCGCUGGAUUUUCUGAUCCCGCCUUGGGAUUUUCAAGGUUGGGGGAGAGGGAGGAAGAAGAAAAAGGGGGAAUUCUCUGGGAAGAUCCAUCUGCUCCGAGGCGUCGUGGCAAGGCUUUGAUCCUCACUGGAGAGCUGCAAACGGAGCCAGAGGGAUGGAAUAACCCUCGGGAAUAAUCCCUGGGAAUAACCCUCGGGAAUAAUCCCUGGGAAUAACCCUUGGGAAUAAACCCCUGGGAAUAACCCCUGGGAAUAACCCUUGGGAAUAACCCACGGGAAUAACCCAUGGGAAUAACCCUCGGGAUAAUCCCUGGGAAUAACCCCUGGGAAUAAUCCCUGGGAAUAACCCAUAGGAAUA
Molecule: messenger RNA, 2654 nt
Organism: Poecile atricapillus (Black-capped chickadee)
Lineage: Eukaryota; Metazoa; Chordata; Aves; Passeriformes; Paridae
Gene: SOCS7
Product: suppressor of cytokine signaling 7
Exons: 10
Coding region: 136-1917 (593 amino acids)
Biological process (GO): phosphatidylinositol phosphate biosynthetic process; intracellular signal transduction
Cellular component (GO): phosphatidylinositol 3-kinase complex
Molecular function (GO): 1-phosphatidylinositol-3-kinase regulator activity
Source: RefSeq, a predicted model, not a curated record